This is a messenger RNA of Enterobius vermicularis (human pinworm), 951 nucleotides long. Lineage: Eukaryota; Metazoa; Nematoda; Chromadorea; Rhabditida; Oxyuridae. The record is from the annotation of a GenBank genome assembly.
UUGCCAUUAAACGUUCCAACUGGUGACGUUGUUGGUGAGAAAUUGAGCAACAGGGAUAAAGAGGAGAAAGCGACCUAUGAACAGAGUAUUGACGCUGUUACUCGUAUGAUUUUAUACAAGUGGAUUAAUUCUGGGAAAUUCUUUGAUUCUGUGGAAGGGGUUAUUGCUACUGGAAAGGAGUCAGUUGUGCUUCACGGUGAGCAGCAUUUUGCAAUAAAAGUGUACAAAAUGACUUUAAGUGAGUUUAAGAAUCGGUCAGAAUACGUGUAUAAUGACUACAGGUUCAAGAACCCUCGAGGCGUUCUUCGUAUUUGGGCAGAAAAGGAGUUUAUGAACCUCCACAGAAUGGUUAGGGCAGGCAUUAAGUGUCCGGAACCGGUACGGCUUAAAAAACAUGUUAUGCUAAUGUCAUUAAUCGGAUCUAACGGUGUAGCUGCACGGAAGUUGAAGGAUGUGGUCUGGGACGAUGAUGAACAUAAAACUGAUUAUUUAUCAAAUCAAGAUUUUUUAAAAAGUGAAUGUAAUAUGUACUUUCAGGCUAUGACUUGCAUGUAUGAAGAAUGUCGCCUUGUUCAUGGUGAUCUUAGUGAGUUCAACUUGCUGUAUCAUGAUGGUGAUGUCUACGUUAUUGAUGUUUCUCAGGCUAUGGAUUCUUCUCAUCCAAGGGCACUUUUUUUUCUGUUACGUGAUAUUGAAAAUGUUUUGCGCUUUUUCGGAAAAAUUGGAACCGAAAAUCUUCCAUCUGCUACCGAAAUUUUUAAUGAAAUUACUAGUUUGAGUAUGGAUCCUGAAAAGAAUCUUAUGGUUCAGGUUGAAAAUUUCGAAAAGGAUAACAGAAAUGUUCAGUUGCAUGAAGAUAAGACCAAACCAGCAGAUAUGGAGUGGCGAUUGUACGAUGCGGAAAUUGCUGCAAGCGGUACACAUGAGGACCCAGCAGCGCAGUUUAAUUGA